Molecule: messenger RNA, 1785 nt
Organism: Talaromyces proteolyticus
Lineage: Eukaryota; Fungi; Ascomycota; Eurotiomycetes; Eurotiales; Trichocomaceae
Product: putative R3H domain protein
Exons: 3
Coding region: 1-1785 (594 amino acids)
Cellular component (GO): nucleus; cytoplasm
Molecular function (GO): mRNA binding
Source: RefSeq, a predicted model, not a curated record
AUGUAUCACGACAACCCAUCAUCGCGAUCCCCAGGAUCGCAACGCCAUCAGCAACCGCUGCACCGCCAGCCGUCGCGUCAGUUCGAUGCCUACGGACCCAUGCCAUCGAAUCCGUACGACGAUCCUCUCGCCAGGUACGACACUGGACGAAUCGAGCGGCUCAAUCCGCUCCAUGGCGGUACCAAUUAUGGCUACGAGAUUUCGGGCUCGCAGACGUGGAAUCCCAACGGCUUCAGCGGUGCGCACACUCUUGGUGGAAUUGGAUCUGCUACCGGGAGGAUGAAGCCUGCCGGCCGGGGCCGGACCGGAAUACCCACCACAUGGUUAGAUCAGCAACCAGGGGCACCCAGUCCUUUAGCCGGACUAGCUCCUGGUCCUCUCUCAGGAACCCCGAUGCAGUCGGCUGCCAGCCAAGAUGGUGACGAUGAAUUAAUCCCGACCGCUAUUGUGAUUAAGAACAUUCCCUUUGCCGUCAAGAAAGAGCAGCUGGUGCAGUUGAUGACCGAGAUGAAUCUGCCACUCCCCUAUGCCUUCAACUACCACUUUGAUAACGGCGUUUUCCGCGGUCUUGCUUUUGCCAACUUCACUUCCGCCGAAGAGACCGCGACGGUAAUUGACAUGCUGAAUCAUUUUGAGUUGCAAGGACGCAAACUGCGUGUUGAGUAUAAGAAAAUGCUGCCACUGCAGGAACGAGAGCGCAUUGAGAGAGAAAAGCGUGAGCGUCGGGGGCAAUUGGAAGAGCAGCACAGACCAAUGGCUUCCUCGCAACUGCAAACACAGAGCUCUAUGUCGUCUCUUGCCUCUCACAUUCCUGCCACCUCGCCAUCACCGGUUUCGCAACGUGGUCCGAAGCUUGAGGUGGAUCUUAAUGACAGCCAGACCUUGCAAUUCUACUCACAAAUGCUCCUUUUCAAGGAAGACGUUGCUCGGGAAGCCCUGAUCUUCCCCUCAAACCUAACACCUGUUCAACGACGCACCGUACACACCCUUGCCCAUAACAUGGGCCUAGGUCAUGCAUCCCGCGGAACAGGCGAUCAACGUCAAGUGCACGUUUUCCGCGCCGCACCUGGUUCCAAUGUCAGUCCGCCUUUGCCUUCUAUACCUGCUACAGUGCAAUCGACAGAUGCAUCCCGUCGCGGUCUCAACCGUGCUGCCACGAUUGACUUCGGUGAAUCACGAAGUGAAGGACCUGGUCCGUUCAGCACUAUGCGCGGACAAAGCUCGACUUUUCUAGGAGUUCUAGAAUCUCCAGGCGGGUUCGGGAAUUCGCAAAACUUGCGUGCCGCCAAGUCCUUUGCUGACCUGCGCUCUUACACCCCAUCACCUGUACCCUCAUCUGCAAGUUUCCCUGCAACUCUCCAAACCAACGGAACACGUCUUCAGCAGGCAUAUGAUGCCGCAACCACAAGCGGAACCUCAAACACUCCUACACUAACGCCAACCCCAUCCGGCGCUUCUCUUGGUAUGCAGCGCGAAGACGGACUCCUCGUCAACAGUCUCGGCAAUCUCUCUUUAGGAACUGGCCUCGGCGGUCCUUCUGGAAGCCCCAGACGGUUACGAGGAAUGUUCUCGUGGGAACAAGAUAACCAAGGCGCGGGUGCUAUUGGAAGCAACCGCUCUAUUGGUGUAGGAUUUGACAACCAGUCUCAGGAACGCCUUCCUUUACGACAACCCCGAGGACCGGCACCCGAACGUGGCGGCGGGUUUCGACGCCAAAACGGCCACCAAUCCCGUGGUAGCGACGAGCUUCGUACCGGCUCCGGUGUUGAGAUAAUCGUUGAAUAG